Molecule: messenger RNA, 1005 nt
Organism: Talaromyces rugulosus
Lineage: Eukaryota; Fungi; Ascomycota; Eurotiomycetes; Eurotiales; Trichocomaceae
Exons: 1
Coding region: 1-1005 (334 amino acids)
Biological process (GO): arabinan metabolic process; pectin catabolic process; arabinose metabolic process
Molecular function (GO): alpha-L-arabinofuranosidase activity
Source: RefSeq, a predicted model, not a curated record
AUGCUGUCCUCUGUACUGGCUUUAGGCCUAGCGGCCACUCUUGUCACUGCUGGGCCCUGUGAUAUCUAUGCCUCUGGCGAUACACCCUGCGUCGCCGCACACAGCACCACUCGCGCUCUAUACAGUGAUUACACCGGAUCUCUAUACCAAGUACAACGCAGCUCCGACAGCACCACCACCGACAUCGGCCCCGUGUCUGCCGGCGGAAUCGCAGACUCGGCGACGCAAGACUCCUUUUGUGACGGCACAGACUGCUAUAUCAGCAUCAUCUACGACCAAUCCGGCAAUGGCAACGACCUCACACAGGCCCCCGCCGGUGGGUUCGACGGUCCCGGGACCAACGGUGCUGAUAACCUGGCCAGCGCAACGGGGGCGCCAGUAACACUCAAUGGAGAAACAGUCUAUGGCGUCCUAGUUACGCCCGGAACUGGCUAUCGCAACGACGUCGCCACAGGCACCGCAACAGGCGACGCCGCAGAAGGCAUGUACGCCGUGCUAGACGGCACCAACUACAACGACCAAUGCUGUUUUGAUUACGGCAACGCCGAGACGAGCAACACCGACACUGGUUCGGGCCACAUGGAAGCCAUCUAUUUCGGAAACUGCACGGUCUGGGGCUCUGGUGCUGGCGACGGGCCGUGGAUCAUGGCCGAUCUCGAAAACGGGCUUUUCUCGGGCGAAAGCGCGGCCAAUAAUGCAGACGAUCCGAGCAUCACUGCGCGCUUUGUCACGGCUGUGAUUAAAGGUGAGCCGAAUCAGUGGGCGAUUCGUGGCGGUGAUGCGACGGCGGAUGGUGCGUUGUCGACGUACUAUAGCGGUGCGCGGCCCUCUGGGUAUAAUCCGAUGAUCAAGGAGGGUGCUAUCAUUCUGGGCAUUGGUGGUGACAACAGCAACGGUGCGCAGGGCACGUUCUAUGAGGGUGUCAUGACCUCGGGCUAUCCUUCGGACGAGACUGAGGACUCGGUGCAGGCAGAUAUUGUUGCUGCUGGAUAUGGGACGUCUUGA